AUGGUGCAGACGUCCACCGUCGUGACGGCAUCAGUCGCAUCCGUCGCGGCCGCAGCAGUCGCCUACGCCGUCUACUUCGACUACCGCCGCCGCUCCCACGUCGACUUCCGCCGCAACCUGCGGAGAAACGAGCGCCGCCAGGCCCGCACCGAGAAGGAGGAGGCCGAGGCGUCGACGCGCCUCCGACGCGACGCCCUCAAGGCCAAGGUCGACGAGGCCAAGGACGAGGGCUUCCCCGCCGGCGUCGAGGAGCGCGAGGCCUUUUUCAACGAGCAGGUCAAUGCCGGAGAAAUUCUGAGCUCGGAUCCUUCCAUGGCCGUCGAAUCUGCUCUUGCCUUUUACAAGGGCCUCAAGGUGUAUCCAGCCCCAGGCGACCUCAUCAAGAUCUACGACAGCACCGUGCCCAAGCCUAUAUUAGACAUCCUGGCCGAGAUGAUCGCCUACGAUUCUAGCUUGGACAUUCGCGCGCGCUCUUCUGGCAUAGACCUGGGCGACAUCCCUAACGUUGGUCUCGACUAG
This is a messenger RNA of Hirsutella rhossiliensis, 519 nucleotides long. RefSeq names its product MAS20 protein import receptor domain-containing protein. NCBI's taxonomy places the organism in Eukaryota, Fungi, Ascomycota, Sordariomycetes, Hypocreales, Ophiocordycipitaceae. The record is from RefSeq and is a predicted model, not a curated record. Gene Ontology annotation, cellular component: mitochondrial outer membrane translocase complex; mitochondrial outer membrane. Gene Ontology annotation, biological process: tRNA import into mitochondrion; protein import into mitochondrial matrix; protein targeting. Gene Ontology annotation, molecular function: transmembrane protein transporter activity. The transcript has 4 exons. Bases 1 to 519 code for a protein of 172 amino acids.